This is a messenger RNA of Protopolystoma xenopodis, 240 nucleotides long. The record is from the annotation of a GenBank genome assembly. Lineage: Eukaryota; Metazoa; Platyhelminthes; Monogenea; Polystomatidea; Polystomatidae.
GGACAGAUUCAUUCUGGAAUAAGAGAGUACAUUCUCAGGGUCGAGUCGCUGAUCUCGUUCGGCUUAACUCCUACCGAGACGAUUUCGUCGGUUCGUCUCUUUGCCGCCCUAAAUACUGUCCCUCGUCUGGAGGAAUACAUCAACCACGACGAUGAGCCGGAUUUUACUCGCUCUCGGGGGCUGUGGUCAAAUCACAUUUUAGCUGAUCCCAAUCAAUCCGACUCUGGUUCGUACCCAUAA